This is a messenger RNA of Diabrotica virgifera virgifera (western corn rootworm), 3459 nucleotides long. It is a transcript of the gene hrg, whose product is annotated as poly(A) polymerase type 3. The record is from RefSeq and is a predicted model, not a curated record. The coding region runs from base 319 to 2139 and encodes 606 amino acids. NCBI's taxonomy places the organism in Eukaryota, Metazoa, Arthropoda, Insecta, Coleoptera, Chrysomelidae. Gene Ontology annotation, molecular function: RNA binding; poly(A) RNA polymerase activity. Gene Ontology annotation, cellular component: nucleus. The transcript has 9 exons.
AUUUCAGUCAGUCAAUUUUGUCAUAACUGUGGUUUUGUUAGACUUUAUUAAUCUACUUUAAAAAAAUGUUCUAUAAAAAAUACAACUUCUAGCAGCACACUUUUUAAAAGAACUUAAUGUAUUCGGGAUGUAUAUAAUCGUAUUUUAAACAAACCUACUGUGUAGGUUCCUUUGUUUUUGUUAAUGAGAACAAGUGGUGUUGUAUUGAGUGAACAAGUGAAAAAUAUUGAGUAUAAUUAAUUAUUCACAUACAACUGGUUUUUGUUUUCACAACUGGAAUACAUAUCUUAUUCUUUAAGUUAAUAAUCAAGUUCAACAAUGUGGCAAACGCAGGCAGUCCAUAUUACCACAAACAAUAAGGAGAACCACUUUCAAAAAAGUGAAGAUAAGUUAACUCUUGGAAUGACUUCUGCUAUAUCAACAGCAGAACCAAAACCAGUUGAUUUGGUAAAAACAAGGGAAUUAAUAGAGGCUCUGAAACCUUUUGAUGUAUUCGAAAGUGAACAAGAAUUAAACAAGAGGAUGCACAUUUUAGGGAAACUGUUUAGUCUAGUUAAACAAUGGAUAAAGGAGGUUUCACUUUCAAAAAAUAUGCCAGAGAGUGUUGCUGAGCAAGUUGGCGGUAAAGUUUAUACAUUCGGAAGUUACAGAUUAGGGGUUCAUAAUAAGGGGGCUGAUAUUGAUGCACUCUGUGUAGCUCCAAGGCAUAUUCAUAGGUCCGAUUUCUUUUCCUCCUUUUAUGACCUUCUUAAGCAACAGCCAGAAGUUACUGAUCUCAGGGCAGUAGAAGAAGCAUAUGUGCCUGUUAUAAAAAUGGACUUCGAUGGUAUAGAAAUUGAUAUGCUCUUUGCACAGUUAUUACUUAAAGAAAUUCCAGAAUCAAUGGAUUUGAGAGAUGAUAUGCUUCUUAAACAUUUAGAACCUAAAUGCGUGCGGAGUCUGAAUGGUUGUCGAGUGACAGACGAGAUUUUAAGACUGGUACCAAAUAUUGAAAACUUCAGAAUGGCUCUUCGAGCUAUUAAGCUUUGGGCAAAACGACAUGGUAUAUACAGUAACGUAUUGGGUUACUUGGGUGGUGUAUCCUGGGCGAUGCUAGUUGCAAGAACAUGCCAGUUGUAUCCAAACGCAACAUCAUCUACACUUGUUAAUAAAUUCUUCCUUAUAUUUUCGAAAUGGCAAUGGCCUCAACCAGUUCUACUAAAACAACCAUCUAACGUCAACUUAGGAUUUGUGGUGUGGGAUCCGAGGGUAAAUGUUCAAGAUAGAUACCAUCUCAUGCCAAUCAUUACGCCAGCUUAUCCACAACAGAAUUCCACAUUCAACGUUUCACAAUCGACCAGAACGAUUAUGGUUGAAGAAUUCAAACAAGGUCUGCUUAUUACCGACGACAUAAUAGUAGGCAAGUACGGAUGGGAUAAGCUGUUCGAACAACCGCCAUUUUUCACUAAAUAUAAACAUUUCAUUUUACUUCUGGUUAUGGCAGAUAAUUCCGAUGAUCAUUUGGAAUGGUGUGGACUUGUGGAGAGUAAGGCGAGGUUACUAGUAGGUCAGCUGGAAAGAAACCAAUACAUAACCCUAGCACACAUAAAUCCCGAGAGCUAUGCCAUGCUUGAAUCCGCCAUGGAACCCCAUACAUUAUGUUCCAUGUGGUUCAUAGGACUUGAGUUUGCCAAAACUGAAGGUAUCAGCGUCGAUCUAACAAGAGACAUUCAGACAUUUACGGAACAAGUCAAUAACCAUGCUAUCAAUAUCAAGAUGCUGAAGGAUGGAAUGAGGUUAGACGCCAGGCAUGUCAAAAGGAAACAGCUGUCACAAUAUCUUGCUCCGGGAGUGCUUAAAAGAGAAAGGAAAUUGAGUAUCAGUAAGAACGGGGUUACACCGGAACAAAAUAGAAAGAGGCAGUCUUCGGAAGCUACUCAAGAACACAACGAUGCUCCAAGUAAAAAGACGAGGUUGUCAGAGGAUAUCGCGUCACAAGAGUUCGAUGAAUGCUCCAACACGUCAAUACACAUAGAUUCCAGCAGUAAUUUAAGUCUAGAAUCAGAGAGUAACAUUAGUUGUACAUCCCCGGCCUCAACUCCCUCCCAUAUAAAUACAAAUUCCACCACCACAAACGUACCAGAAACGGUGUGUACGUGACAAGCUACAACUGAUGUAUAUGUGAGUCGUCCAUUCGUUGCUGUCAAAUAAAAUAAUUUUUAUUGUAGGUUUCUUCCAAGAAACAACAGUUUAUGUGGUGUUCACGUAUGUAUUAAAUUACUUUUCCAAAAACAGACAGAAAAACUUUUUUGAGGUAAAAUAUUAUCGCAAAGAGUGCAAUGUUCUUAUUUUAAGGCUUAAUGUGUUUAUUGUGAGUGUGCGUUAAAAAUUAUCCUGUAUAUACACCAAAAGGAUUCCUCCGUCGUCAAGGAAAGAUAAUUUGUAGGCAGAUAGACCGACUGCACAUGAAAGCGGAUGAUCUAAAAUCCAACGAAAAUACACAGGAUGUAUCACUUGUAAAAUGUUCGUUUAUUUGUUUAUCAGUUUAAGGAUUCUUUAAUGGUUUAGAUGGAUCUAGCGAUUUAGUUAACCUAUGGAGUAAUUUAUAAUUGAAAACAUAAGUUUAUGAGGAGUUUAAAGGUAUUGUCUCAUUUUCUUCUAUUUUUAGUUGUAUACCAUGGAGUCUGAUAUUUUUUCGGUUUCUCGUCCAAUAACUAAAUUGUCGUUCUAUAUUUCCCUUUAGUUUCGUCAACACUCAUAACAGUCUGCCCUCUUGUGUUUAAUUUACGCGUUGAUUCCAUUCGUUAAUCAAGUUUUGCCAGUAUGAUGUGAUUGUUGUUGUGUUGAUAUAUUGUUUGCACCAAAGCUUAAGGAUUUUUGCUCUCUUAAGCCUUUAUAUAAGUUUCUAAUUUGGCCAACAAUAUACUGGAGUUUUCAGUUAAAUAAAGCAACAAGAUCAUAUUCUAUUGUCAUAUAUGGGUGGCUGUCCCACUACUCUUUUCACUCUACUAAACUUAUGUUUAAUUUUGCUUCACUAAAUCACUGGAUUUGUCUCGGCCAGGCUAUGCAGACAUCUUAAUUAUUGUCUUUUAAUUUUUUUCAUCGAGUUAAUACUGGCAGUUAAACUAGGUGAUUCGCUUCUUUGACUCAGCCAAUUUUGUGUUUAAACGCAGAAGUUGUGAAUAUAGUCCGUUCGCUUAACUCAGACACAACUGGCUAGUGAUUUUAGUAAGUAAUUUUGCCAAUUUGGUGAAAUUGGCAAAAAAAUAAUUACUAAAUACUUAAUUACUAAAUAGUUAGUAAUUUUGACAAUUUUGGCAAAAUUGGCAAAAAACAAAAAAACUACCUACUAAAAUCACUAGCCAGUUGUGUCUGAGUUUAGCGAACCGACUGUAUUACUGUAUUUCAGAUUUUCGUGCAACAGAAAUGAUCCAUGUAAAAACAGGAAUUACAUUCAAUAAAAGUUUUUUCUAAAUACAA